Yarrowia lipolytica CLIB122 is the source of this 411-nucleotide messenger RNA. RefSeq lists its product as uncharacterized. The record is from RefSeq and is a predicted model, not a curated record. Gene Ontology annotation, cellular component: endoplasmic reticulum membrane; COPII-coated ER to Golgi transport vesicle. Gene Ontology annotation, biological process: endoplasmic reticulum to Golgi vesicle-mediated transport. NCBI's taxonomy places the organism in Eukaryota, Fungi, Ascomycota, Dipodascomycetes, Dipodascales.
AUGGCCGCCGACGCGUACACCUUCAUCUUCGCCAUCCUCAUCUCGCUAGUGAACCUCUUUCUGCAGGUUUUCUUCACAAUCAUGUACUCGGACCUGGAGUGUGAUUACAUCAACCCGAUCGACCUGUGUAAUCGGCUCAACAACUACGUGUUGCCCGAGGCCGCGGCGCACGCCGCCCUGACCAUUGUGUUCCUGCUCACGGGCCAUUGGAUCGUGCUGCUGCUCAAUGCGCCCAUCUUUGCGUACAACGCCCACAAGAUUUAUACAAACACCCAUCUCCUGGACGCCACCGAGAUUUUCCGAACGCUCAAGAAACACAAGCAGGAGUCGUUCAUCAAGCUCGCCUGCUACCUUGUCUUUUUCUUCCUCUAUCUUUACUGCAUGAUUGCUGCUUUGGUGAGAGAGGACUAA